Molecule: messenger RNA, 2692 nt
Organism: Malurus melanocephalus (red-backed fairy wren)
Lineage: Eukaryota; Metazoa; Chordata; Aves; Passeriformes; Maluridae
Gene: SPPL2B
Product: signal peptide peptidase like 2B
Exons: 15
Coding region: 101-1894 (597 amino acids)
Biological process (GO): membrane protein proteolysis
Cellular component (GO): lumenal side of endoplasmic reticulum membrane; Golgi-associated vesicle membrane; cytoplasmic side of endoplasmic reticulum membrane
Molecular function (GO): aspartic endopeptidase activity, intramembrane cleaving
Source: RefSeq, a predicted model, not a curated record
GCUCGGGGCGGGACGUCCGGGGCGGGCUUUGGGUCCCGGUGCUGAAGGGUCCGGCCCGGCCCAGGUCGGAACAAAGCGGCGGCGGCGCGGUGGGCCCGGGAUGGCGGCGUGGCCGGCCCGGUUCCGCCUCUGGCUGCUCCUGCAUCUGCUGCCGCAGGUGUACUGUGAGUAUGGGAUGGUACAUGUCCUUUCAGAGAAGGGGAGCAGCAAAGGAAAAGAUUACUGUAUUCUCUUCAACUCUCAGUGGGCCCAUUUGCCACAUGAUCUGGGUAAAGCUUCACUCUUGCAACUGCAGGAUCAGACAGCAUCUGUUUUGUGUUCUCCUUCUGAUGUACCUGAUGGGGGAUUUAAUAAUCAAAUCCCCAUGGUGAUGMGAGGAAAUUGCACCUUCUAUGAGAAAGUGAGGCUUGCUCAGAUAAAUGGAGCUCGUGGGCUGCUGAUUGUUAGUCGAGAGAGACUGGUUCCUCCUGGAGGUAAUAGGAGUCAGUAUGAAGAGAUUGAUAUUCCUGUGGCUCUGCUCAGCUAUACUGAUAUGUUGGAUAUUGGCAAGAGUUUUGGCAGCUCAGUGAAAGGAGCAAUGUAUGCACCAAAYGAGCCCGUGCUGGAUUACAACAUGGUGAUUAUCUUUGUCAUGGCUGUGGGGACUGUUGCAAUUGGAGGCUACUGGGCAGGAAGCAGAGAUGUGAAAAAGAGGUACAUGAAGCACAAGCGUGAUGAUGGGGCAGAGAAACAUGAUGAUGAAACAGUGGAUGUGACUCCCAUAAUGAUCUGUGUGUUUGUAGUGAUGUGCUGCUCAAUGCUCGUCCUCCUUUAUUUCUUCUAUGACCACUUAGUCUAUGUUAUCAUAGGAAUAUUCUGCCUGGCUGCCUCAAUUGGUCUUUACAGUUGCCUGUCUCCCUUUGUAAGAAGAUUCCCCUUUGGAAAGUGUAGAAUCCCAGACAACAAUUUGCCUUAUUUUCACAAACGUCCCCARGUCCGGAUGUUGCUCUUGGCAGUAUUUUGUAUUUCUGUCAGUGUAGUCUGGGGAAUUUUCAGAAAUGAAGAUCAGUGGGCCUGGGUUCUGCAAGAUGCUUUAGGAAUUGCUUUCUGUCUUUACAUGUUGAAAACAAUUCGCCUGCCUACAUUUAAGGGUUGUACCUUACUCCUCCUGGUUCUUUUUGUGUAUGAUGUAUUCUUUGUAUUUAUUACACCUUUUUUAACAAAGACUGGGGAGAGUAUAAUGGUGGAGGUGGCUGCAGGCCCAUCUGAUUCUGCCACUCAUGAAAAGCUCCCAAUGGUCCUGAAGGUUCCACGACUGAAUUCCUCACCAUUGGCACUAUGUGACAGGCCUUUUUCUCUCCUAGGAUUUGGAGACAUUUUAGUUCCAGGCUUACUGGUAGCCUAUUGCCAUAGAUUUGAUAUUCAGGUGCAGUCAUCCAGAGUCUAUUUUGUAGCCUGCACAAUAGCAUAUGGCAUAGGCCUUCUUGUGACCUUUGUUGCCUUGGCACUGAUGCAGAUGGGCCAGCCUGCUCUCCUCUACUUGGUGCCCUGCACUCUCCUCACCAGCUUCACCGUGGCCCUUUGGAGAAGGGAGCUUGCCAUGUUCUGGACGGGCAGCGGAUUUGCGAAAGACCUACCUCAGCCUCCUGUGGUGAUAGCUCCUAUCAACUGCCCUCAGCCUCCCAAAGACAGCAGUGUACCAGCUUCUCAACCAGAGCCAGAGCAAAUGACCAAUCCCACGCUSCACGUGGAGGAGCUGCACAGCUCUGCCUCUGCUGAAGAGGAGCUGGCUGACAGCAGUGCAAAGGCAGAGCAGUCAGAAAUCUCCAUUGCCCAGAGUGAGGAACCAACUGCUCAGAAUAAAGAUGACCUUGAAAGCAAAUGCCUAAAUGCAGAACAAAACCAGCCAGAAUAAGUGAUGUGAUAAGAACUCCAUACUUUCCCUCACAAACAUAUUUAUAUAAAACCAGUAUGUAUUUAGGACUGGCUURGUAGGGUUUGCUUUCAUUGAAGAACCUCACUGGGAGUCUGAUCAUCAAAUCCAGCAAGGAAUGUUCUGUGUCCAGCUUUGGUACAGCUAUACACUUCAAACAUCUUUUGAAAUAUGGUGCUCUCCAGGAGUUCUGAUGUGUGGGUUUCAAUUUUAGUGAAUGCCUUUGACCAUUUGUUCAUUUGCAUUAUAGCAGGGUAGCAUUAAGAGUCUUUAUUUACUCAGUACUCUGUGCUUGUGUGACUGUUUCACUGCUUUAUCAUGGUGUAGGUUAACAUGGAGGAAAAGCAUUGAAUGAGUCUGCUACAAUGCUUACUUGUGAGAAACAUGGUCUUUUUUUUUUGGCACUUUCCCUGUUGUCACCUUUUAUUUUACUUCUCCUGACUUGUCAAAGCUGUUGAUAUAAGGGAAUGUGUUAUUAUAAACUGACAUUCAGGAAAUGCAGAGAAUGGUUAAAUURCCAUUACUCCAAGAGGAUUUAUACUACCGUGGUGCAUUAAAUGCAUCUCUUUUUUGUCUUUGUUUUCAYUUCUAGGUACCUGGGCUACUAGUCUAGUUUAAAAGGCAGGAUGAGUAGAGCUCCAGGAAGCUUUCAUAGGYGUUCAUGUAAACUCCAAGGGCUGUCUCUGAUAAUAACACAGGUUGGUCACAAAAUGCUGCCUGGAAGCARAUGCAUAUUAAGAAUGUUUAGAAAUAAAAUACAAGCCAAAUAGGUAAAAAAAA